UCAUCAAUCUGAUCUAUUCUAUAUCUUCUUCUCCAGCGCCACUCGGGUUUCCUUUUCUUCUUCCUUCCUUCCUUCCUUUUCUGCGUCUUCUAUAAAUACUCGUUAAUUUCUCGUCCCUUGGAAACUUUUAGAAUUUUGGCAUCGGGCCGCGCGUCCCUAUGGCUCGCCGGUCGGCGGAAUCAUCUCCGACGGAGGAGGAGGGGGAGGCCAUGGUUGCUGCCAAUGAUCAGGGGCAUCGUUCGACGCCGACGCCCUUCCUGACGAAGACGUACCAGCUCGUGGACGACCCGUCGAUCGACGACGUCAUCUCUUGGAACGAGGACGGGACUACCUUCAUCGUCUGGCGGCCGGCCGAAUUCGCCUGCGACGUCCUCCCCCAGUACUUCAAGCACAACAACUUCUCCAGUUUCGUCCGCCAGCUCAACACCUACGGAUUUCGGAAGAUCGUACCGGAUCGGUGGGAAUUCGCCAACGAGUUCUUCCGUCGCGGCGAGAAGCAGUUGCUCUGCGAAAUUCACCGCCGGAAAAUUACCCCUGCGCUGUCCUCAGCCGCGGCUCUGCCGGCCUCCUCGGCAAUACCCGUAGGGUCACCGAUUAAUUCCGGAGAUGAGCAGAUCAUCUCGACGACCCCUUUCUCUGGUGGCGUGCAACCGGCUGAGGGAAGCAGCAGCGCGGCUUCGGAGCUGGAGGGGGAGAACGACCGGCUUCGGCAGGAGAACAAGAGCCUCUGCCGGGAGCUGAGCCAGAUGAAGAACCUGUGCAACAGCAUCCUCAAUCUCAUGUCCAAGUACGCGCCCAGCUGCCGGCACAACGGCGGUGCGAAAAGAGGCGGCGGAACUGCCUCAGCGUCUCCUCCGCUGGACCUAGGUCUGGCAUCGCCGAUGGAAGAGGACGACAGUGAAGAAGCGGAGACGGCCGGGACGCCGACGCCGCCGCCGCCGCCGCCGCCCGCUCAGGCUUUGGAGAAAAAGAAGGAGAGGUAUUGUUCGACGAGCACGAGGCUCUUCGGCGUCUCGAUCGGGUUCAAGCGGAAUCGAGCAGAAGGCGCCGCGAGCUCGAGAUCGGCGCCGGAGGUGAAGCGAGAGCCGAUGGAUUUCGACGGAGGAGGAGAACAUUAACGUGAAACGACGGUUUGCCGUCCGUUUGUAACGGCGACGGCACGUGCUCGAGAGGUCUCGCUCACGUGCAUCAUAGAAGUCGUGGAGGUCCCUGAUAAAUUUAUAAUGUAAGAAUAUGAGGAGUCGAAAGCUCCUGUUUAUUCUCUUCUAUUCUAUUAAAAAAAAACGAUUAUGAAUAAUUAAGUGCGGUAUUACGUAAGCGGUUAGUCAACUUUCGCGUGUGAAAGCAGGAUUGCUGCCUCGCGUAGAAAGAGAGGCCAUGUCAUUGCGUUGGGUCUUAAUUUAUUGUUCUUUGAAAGAAGGAAAGCAGCUAAAAUUUGAAAUAAA
Molecule: messenger RNA, 1445 nt
Organism: Zingiber officinale
Lineage: Eukaryota; Viridiplantae; Streptophyta; Magnoliopsida; Zingiberales; Zingiberaceae
Product: heat stress transcription factor B-2b-like
Exons: 2
Coding region: 159-1118 (319 amino acids)
Biological process (GO): regulation of transcription by RNA polymerase II
Cellular component (GO): nucleus
Molecular function (GO): RNA polymerase II cis-regulatory region sequence-specific DNA binding; DNA-binding transcription factor activity
Source: RefSeq, a predicted model, not a curated record